CUCUCUCUCUCUCUCUCUCUCUCUCUCUCUCUCUCUCUCAUCAUGUCAAGGCUCACAGAACCACUGACGGUGGGGAGAGUGGUGGGAGAGGUGGUGGAUAGUUUCAACCCUUGUGUGAAAAUGAGUGUAAUUUACAACUCCAACAAGCAAGUUUCCAAUGGCCAUGAGCUCAUGCCUUCUGUCAUUGCUACUAGACCUCAUGUCGAGAUCGGUGGUGAAGACAUGAGGACUGCUUUUACACUGAUUAUGACAGACCCAGAUGCUCCAAGCCCUAGUGAUCCUUACCUAAGGGAACAUCUCCACUGGAUUGUCACAGACAUCCCUGGUACCACUGAUGCUUCCUUUGGAAGAGAAAUUGUGAGCUAUGAGACUCCAAAGCCAGUGAUCGGAAUCCACCGAUACGCAUUCAUACUGUUCAAACAGAGAGCAAGACAGACAGUGAGGCCACCUGCUUCAAGAGACAAUUUCAACACAAGGAGCUUCUCUGAAGAGAAUGGUCUGGGACUUCCGGUUGCUGCAGUUUAUUUCAAUGCACAGAGAGAAACUGCAGCAAGAAGAAGAUGAAUCUAGAGAGAGGGAGAGAGAGAGAGAGUUUAAAUUAAUGUUUCAGUUUCAGUUUCAGUUAGAUGUGAGAAUGAGACAAUAGUGUCAACUUGUCAGCUUUGAAUCACGCGCACUAUAAAAAUAGUGUUAUACGAGUGUGUAUUGGGUACGUUCAAUACAUAUUUAGUACGGCAAAUAUAUUUGAGUAAUGCUAGGUAUCAUGAAAAUUUUUUCAUGAAAAUAAUCAUGAAAGAUUCAUAAUCUUUGGAUUACACUUAAAAUAAAGCACCACACACUAAUCAAGCUAAUCCAAGGGUCAUAAAUUUUUCAUGAUCAUUUUCAUGAAAGUUUUUUUAUAAUCCUAAAUUUUUCUCAAUAUAUUUAGAUACGUCGUGGAUAUGACAUGGAUAUACGACAUCAAUACAGCGAGGUGAAAUUAUUAUUCUUUUUUUGACAGCUGUUAAAAUUUGU
Messenger RNA from Camellia sinensis, 1014 nucleotides. RefSeq names its product CEN-like protein 1. Lineage: Eukaryota; Viridiplantae; Streptophyta; Magnoliopsida; Ericales; Theaceae. The record is from RefSeq and is a predicted model, not a curated record.